AUGGUGUCAGUUGCCAACAACGCGGACGGCCUGCCCUUUGUUGGCUCCGCCCUCAGCACCGCCGAGCGUGCUGCGUUGCAGUCGUCACUCCCGAUGCUCGCUGCGAAGCACAACAUGUCCGUGCACUUCUGGGGCAAAGUUUUCGGGUACAAGAGCGACUACCUCGUUGCACAGGCGAUGCCGGACGGCCCGUUUGGCAAGCGGUUCUCCUUCUUCAGCACUGAUGGUGGCACGUCGUGGAAGGUGCUGGAGGGACUCACAGAGGACCAGGUGGCAUUCUGCGACCAGCUGCGCGGUGUCUACAUGGGCGACCCCGCGUUCCUCUACAAAGUGCGGCGCGACGUCCCGCCGGAGCCGGAGCCGGAGGUGGCGCCGCCGAGCGCUGACACGUUGCUGUCGAGCGCGCGGGAGAAGUACGGCGGCCCCGAGGAGGAGCAGCAGGAAGAGGAGGUGGAAGAGGAGGAGGAAGAGGAGGAGCAGCAGCGUGAGGAGGAGGAGGAGGAGGAGGACGAGGAGGAGCAGCAGGAGGAGGCGCCGCCGCGAAAGAAGCGGCCGAAGUUCAUGAUCGUCGCGGUGCCGGAGACCGUGCGGCUGGCGCACUUCAUUCAGCUGCACGACGCGGCGUGCACGUUGAUUGUGCGCGGGCAGUACGUCUUCACACCGAACGGCGGCGUCGCGAAGAACACCUUGUUUGCCGGCCAGCCGGUGCGCCACGCGAUGAAACCGUCGUGCUACCUGCGCGCGUUCCACGCCGGCGACGCGCAGCGCAACCGCGUGCUGUACGGGCCGACGUACAGUGGCGUGACGGAUGUGCUGUCGCCCAUCACCGACGACGAGCCGCAGGGUGUGUGGGUGGUGAAGUAUGACCCAACCGCCAGCGUCGUAACGGUGCAGAACCUCCUCUACAAGGGCUCGCUCUUCUGGUACAGCCCGGGCACCAGUGACUGCGGCCAGGUGUACUGCGGCAACGGCGAGCGCGACUUUGAAAUAUNCUCGCUCUUCUGGUACAGCCCGGGCACCAGUGACUGCGGCCAGGUGUACUGCGGCAACGGCGAGCGCGACUUUGAAAUAUGCUUCCUCCUAUAG
Trypanosoma grayi is the source of this 1086-nucleotide messenger RNA. RefSeq names its product radial spoke head protein 9. The transcript has a single exon. Gene Ontology annotation, cellular component: axoneme; radial spoke. Lineage: Eukaryota; Euglenozoa; Kinetoplastea; Trypanosomatida; Trypanosomatidae. Bases 1 to 1086 code for a protein of 361 amino acids. Gene Ontology annotation, biological process: cilium movement involved in cell motility; axoneme assembly; motile cilium assembly. The record is from RefSeq and is a predicted model, not a curated record.